AGUCGUUUUGCGUUUGGCGUGCGAUGGAGUUUAUUUUUGCAAUGAGAAAAUUGUAAGAAAUUUUCCCGGCUUUGGUACAACAAAUAUUUUUCGGGGGGAGUACUUGUGGGAAACUUUUUCACUUACAGCCGGAAGAAAGUUCGAACCCCUUGUGAACCUUCUGGUUGUGAAUGGUGGGUUACGAGGGGGGCAAACACCCCAGUGAAGACAUUACUCGAGAAUGUGUGGUGUGAUGAAUUACAGUUAAAGCGUUGUUCGAGAGGUGGAGACGAAAGUUUCUUUGGUUUGGGGGGUGGCAGUGAGUGAGAGAGUGCUCAAAGUGCGAAGCAUCCAGUAAAAGCUCACAAAGCCGGAAGUGGUUUGAGGGUGGAAAGUGAAGAAAACAUUAGAUAGAAAGUCAAACGGAUGGGGGGAUAUGGGAUGCACAAUGUGAUUGUGAAAAUUUUCGAAAUGAAUCCCGGAUUUUGGGGAUAUUUUGUGUGUUUUUGAGAUUAAAACCAACGCGGUGAGAAUGAGAGAAUUUGUAAAACUGUGAAAAAUAUGAAGACACAGCAGAUGGGAUCAUUUAUCACACCCAAUCCAAUGCUUCGUCACAUGUUUGGAAUGAGAUGAAUAAAUCUGGGAGGAUGUAGAAAAAAUGUGAUUCACCUGUUUGAAGAUGAUAUCAUAAUUGGUGGAUGGUGGACUUGUGCAUGUGGCAUGACAAAUUGGUAUGAACUGGCAUUCCACUAUAUAUGCUUUUAUGCCAUCGUGAUGGACAACACAAAUUGAAAUAUAUUUAUCUAGAUAACUUCCCGUCAGCAUAGAUGAACCACAAAUUGCAAUUCAACAUUUUUCUCGCGCACUUUAUGCGUUGAAAACGUUUUCAAUUGCUCAGCGUGGGUGUAUUGACAAUAAAUUCAAUUGUGCUUAAAAAGUUACAGUGAGUGUAGUGUUGCGGUUGUCUGAACAUAAAUCGUGAGAAGAGGUUGUUACACAUUGGGGGUCGUCAUGAAAAUAAAUUUUUGGUGAAAAGGGGGGUGUGAUUGAUGCGAGGGACAAGAGAAAGCUCUGGUGAUUGGAGGUGAAAUUCAAAAUUCAACACAGGUCAUAUAUGGGGUGGAAGAUGCAAAACGGUCGCAGUGUUUGUGACUGUAAGUGCUGGGAUGGAAGAGGAGUGGGUACGGGUGGGAACACCACCGCUGAUGCCACAUCAUCCCCCAGCAACGUAGUCAGCAAGUAUAGUUCCCAAGUCAACACAUUGCCAAGCCUGUCUUCGUCCACAGGAGUCAUGAAAGGAUGGCCAAAUUGUCAUGUGGCUGCCACCAAGUGGAUGAGAAUAGUUCUCCUCAGUCUCCUCUUUCGCUACUGCAAUUGUCUUGCGGCAAUUCAUGACUUCCCGAAAGGUACAAAUGUUGGUGCUGUCACGGAUGUGAUACCGCAGACUGUUUCUGUGGGACACAACAUAACAAAUCGCUUCAUAAAAAAUGUGUCAAUCAGCUAUAGUUAUACACCGAAGAAUAAGACGAAUGCAAGGAUAGACAUCUCAACGGGACUGACCAAUAAUGGGUCAAUUUCCGGUGUAAGGGUGCAGUCAACAACUGUGGCGAGUGAUAGAGUGACAAGUAGACGGAACAAGGUGGACAAUGCGACGAGGAGCAAACAACAUGAAAUUAGUUUAGAAAAUAUGGACAAGCAGGGGAAUCAAUUGGGAAAUAGUGAUGACGUCCCAACAUCCGGGACGAUUAAUGGGGAUAGUGGUUUGGAAGAGAUGUCUUUCGGAACACAAAAUUACACCACGGUGACAACACAAAUCGGAUCAACAUCCACAAUGUUGACCUGCACUGUGCACAACAUUGGUGAAGGGGUGGUGUCCUGGAUCCGAAGGAGUAAGGACGAUUAUCACUUGCUAACAGUGGGUAUGACGACCUACAGCAGCGAUGAGCGUUUCAAUGCCAUCCACAGAGAAGACACUGAUGAGUGGACUCUGCAAAUAAAAUUUGUCCAACUGAGGGAUUCCGGUGUGUACGAAUGCCAGGUUUCUUCGCAUCCACCGUCGUCGAUUAUGAUUCAAUUAGACGUUGUGGAGGCAAGAGCUGAAAUUACUGGCCCCUCGGAGAAGUACUUAAAACCAGGCUCGACACUACGACUAGCCUGUCGGGUGCAGCAGAGUACAGAGCCACCAUUGUAUAUUUUUUGGUAUCACAACAAUCGAAUGAUAAACUACGACUCAGAUCGGGGUGUCAACGUGACCACAGAGGCAGAUAAUCGGUAUUCAGAGCUACUGAUUGACCAGACAUCCUAUUCCCAUGCCGGCAACUAUUCAUGUGUACCCAAUAGUGCCGUUCCUGCCAGCACAGUUGUCCACAUAUUCAAUGGUGAAAAUCCAGCCGCCAUACAUCACGUUGGUCAUGGUUAUCCUGUUCUAUCUUCAGCACCAACGCGACUUGUUGUACUCACCGUUGUCAUAUUAAUUUUCAUUUUGUAAAAGAAACCACGAGAGAGGUGGGAAAAUUAUUAUGUAGUAUGGAAGGAAAAUGUGCCCUCCAAAUGGUAACCCAAAAGCACAAUUUUUCUCAAGAAGAAACAUCCGACACAAUGUUGCAACAUUAAUUAAGACCCAAAGCCCAUUCGUGCAAUGAAUUAUUGCAGAGAUUCUUAAGUUUUUCCGUUUUCUCUAUCUCACGAAUCUCCAUCCAACAGCAACUUCCAAAGACGAAAGAAAGUUUUUAAACAACAUGAAACAUAAUAGUUGGUUAUAUAGUGUUUGUAUUUUUGGGAUAUUAAGCAGUUAAAUACGCGGAAAAUUGUUUGAAAGGGUAUUAAAAGUUUUCUCAGCAAUGAAAAUUUUAUUGAAGCAUUUCAGUGUCGAAUCCAGGAAAAGAUGUAAAGAGUUUUUAGAUAAAUAAAGUUUAGGUUCAUUGUAACAAACUGGACGAUUUUGUAUAUUUAAUUGUUCUUCGUGAAAGAUAAUGUUAAUCCCAUUUUUAAAAGAAAAUUGUAUAUUUUAAGAGAAGAUUAAAUUUAAAGGAGAAUAAACA
Molecule: messenger RNA, 3020 nt
Organism: Lutzomyia longipalpis
Lineage: Eukaryota; Metazoa; Arthropoda; Insecta; Diptera; Psychodidae
Exons: 7
Coding region: 1094-2467 (457 amino acids)
Biological process (GO): synapse organization
Cellular component (GO): neuron projection membrane
Source: RefSeq, a predicted model, not a curated record